Meriones unguiculatus (Mongolian gerbil) is the source of this 1877-nucleotide messenger RNA. RefSeq names its product Rieske Fe-S domain containing (gene Rfesd). Lineage: Eukaryota; Metazoa; Chordata; Mammalia; Rodentia; Muridae. The record is from RefSeq and is a predicted model, not a curated record. Gene Ontology annotation, molecular function: 2 iron, 2 sulfur cluster binding. Bases 1049 to 1519 code for a protein of 156 amino acids. The transcript is spliced from 5 exons.
GGGCGUGGACUUCCGGCGGCGGCUGGCGGCGGCCGCGGCGGCCGCGGCGUCUGGUUCGGAGCGCGUGGUCCCUCGUGGACUGGCCUGUAGUGGCUCUUCCGGGAAGGGUCCUCGGCCGCAAGCGGGACCGGCCUGCGGCCUUUAAACGCGCGCUCCCGGCAUGUGCACGUGAACCCUGAAGGCUGAUCUUGUGAGGUCUCAGGCGCCCCAGAUGUUCUCCGCCGGGAGGGCGGUUGGGGCGGCUGUAGUUGCCGCGCUCUGUCUCCAGCUUCAGGCCGGCUUGUUAGCCAACGCAGCUGGUGUUAGAGCUCCAGGGGCCGUAGGGAUGGCAGCCAGCUGGAGUUGCCCGGAGUCGCUGUAAAUGGUAGAGGCGCGUUUUAAAGCGGUUCUCGUGCCCACGCUCUAUGAUGAAGGCUUAUUCAGCAUUCCGGGAUUCCCGUCCAGGUGACCCCUCCUGAUAAUCUUUAAUACCAGACACUGGCAAGAAUUUGCUCCGCUGCAUGACUUAAGUUUAGCAAGUGUUCAGCUUUAAAUAUUUAUGAACACUGUCUUGUAUUUUAGCAUUCCUGGAUUUAAAUUCAGAACCAUCUUUCCUGAUCAUAUGUAUGCAACACCGAUAUAAAGAUCUCUACACAUUUUUGCUGAACAGUUUUUGUGGUUUUCAAGAUGAUUUUUUUUCAGGCCGCAUGUUUUUUACAAAUCGCUGGCUGCUAGUUAAACGAAAGUAAAAACAAGCAACAUAUUAGUUCAUGAAUCUUCAAUUUUUUGUGAGUAAUGAACAUUUACAUGUAAAGUGCCCAAGCAGUAAUCACUCAAUAAAUGUAGCUGGUCUUAAUGUAUUCAUUGUCAUCCAAACUGAUAGAAAAUUGACUAACGAAUUUCCCCUCCCUGAGCCUAAGAGCAAGGGCGUCACCCUUGAGAUAAGCUUGGUAAUGGGUGGUGCAAGUCCCCACUCUUAGUAAGAGCAUCAUAGUCAUUGCUCAAGAGAAGCGACACUUCUAGGGGAUCUGAUGCUGUCUUCCAGCUCCUGGGGCACCUGACAUGCAGCAUGGACCUUCAAAUCUCUGAACAAGAUGAUGAAAAGAAGUACACUUCUGUCUGUGUUGGCAGAGAAGAUGACAUUAGAAAGUCAGAAAGAAUGACAGCUGUUGUCCAUGACAGAGAAGUGGUCAUUUUCUACCAUAAAGGGGAAUAUCAUGCUAUGGACAUUCGCUGCUACCAUUCUGGAGGACCCUUACACUUGGGAGAAAUUGAGGAUUUCAAUGGACAGUCAUGCAUAGUUUGCCCCUGGCAUAAAUACAAAAUCACUUUGGCAACAGGAGAAGGAUUAUAUCAGUCUAUAAACCCUAAAGACCCAUCAGCAAAACCCAAGUGGUGUUCCAAAGGCGUAAAGCAAAGGAUUCAUACCGUGACGGUGGAUAAUGGCAAUAUUUAUGUCACACUUUCUAAGGAACCUUUUAAAUGUGACUCUGAUUUUUAUGCCACUGGAGAAUUCAAAGUGAUUCAAAGUUCUUCCUGAUAAAAAAAAUAUAUGGCAGCAACAACAACAACAAAAAUGUGUAUGUUUGAAAAGAUUUUUCGGUCUUUUUUUUUUUUUUUUUCAGUUUCAAAGAUGAAUUUUUUCCAACAUAUAUACAAAUAUCUUCAAAAAUCACAGAUUUUGUCAGGGGCUGGAGAGAAGGGCUAGUGCCUAAGAGCUCUUGCUAUUCUUUGAGAAGACCUGAGUUUGGUUCUUAGCACUCACAAGUGGCUCAUAGUCACCUGUGACCUGUGAUUCCGACUCCCAAGAGAUCUGAUACCCUCAUCUGGCCUCUCUGCGCACCUGCACACUCAAGUCAUUUACACAUAAAUGAAAAUAAAAGCAGAUGUUUCUUACA